Messenger RNA from Malania oleifera, 1284 nucleotides. RefSeq names its product single-stranded DNA-binding protein, mitochondrial. The coding region runs from base 111 to 788 and encodes 225 amino acids. The transcript has 4 exons. The record is from RefSeq and is a predicted model, not a curated record. Gene Ontology annotation, molecular function: single-stranded DNA binding. Gene Ontology annotation, cellular component: mitochondrial nucleoid. Gene Ontology annotation, biological process: mitochondrial DNA replication; positive regulation of helicase activity. NCBI's taxonomy places the organism in Eukaryota, Viridiplantae, Streptophyta, Magnoliopsida, Santalales, Ximeniaceae.
CUUUCCCUUCUCUCUCCUCUGCGCAGACGGCUUCCCAGGGUUUACAAACGCUAGGGUUUAAGCUCAGCCCGGAAGGCCGAAAAAUAUAUCACACUAAUAAGCCCCCUUCAAUGGCUUCUUCGGUCUCAAGAAGACUCUGCAGAGCUCUUCUUCUCUCCUCAACCUCCAAAGGACCCUCUCAUCUCUAUAACCCCUUCUGCACCCACAACCUCUUUUCCCGCGAACAACCAUCGGAACCAGAGACCGAGCCUGAUCCAGACUCCGACCCAGCCGCCCCUUCGUCUUCGUCUUCGUCGUCGUCCUCUUCCUCGGAUUUAGCCCAGCAAUCGAUGAUCUAUGAUCGACCACUCGAGAACGGGUUGGAUGUGGGCAUCUAUAAGGCGAUAGUGGUGGGGCAGGUGGGGCAGAGCCCCUUGCAGAAGCGGCUGAGGAGUGGGAGGAUGGUGACACUGUUCUCAGUGGGGACGGGCGGCAUUCGCAACAAUCGCAGGCCUCUGCAGAGUGAGGAUCCCAGAGACUAUGCUAAUAGGUGCGUGGUUCAGUGGCACCGCGUCUCCGUUUAUCCAGAGAGACUCGGUGAUGUUGUUAUGAAGCACGUCACUCCCCGUUCAAUCUUGUAUUUGGAGGGGAAUUUGGAGACGAAAAUAUUCACUGAUCCAAUAACUGGUCUAGUUCGGCGUGUAAGGGAGAUCGCCAUUCGCCGAAACGGUCGCGUUGUAUUUCUGAGUAAUGGUGGCGAUACCCAGCAAGCAACUCAGGCAGAAUUGAAAGGUGUUGGCUAUUACUGAUCUGCAGGAGGAAUGAGAGCAGACAGUUAUUUUCACAGAUGUAUUUUGCUGUCAUGUUGCUUUGAGUGGGUAGUGGUAAUGCAGGUGCUAAUGGUGGCUUCUGCUGAAUUUUGACCGUAAAUACAUCAUUUGUGUGGCCUAACGAUUUUAUGUAUUUGCAUUUUGGAAGCCAUUAAAGCCUUCGAAAUUUGCUGCAGCAGUUUGUAUUGGUUAAUCAAUUCAACGAAGAGAUCAUUCAGUUUUUGAGUCCAUGCUUCGAAGAGAACCUUAAAUCGGGUGGUCACGAGUGUCACUCGAGCAAUUAUGUUUGAAUGUUCUUGCUGUCUUUGGAUAUGGACUCUGAUAAUUCCUAACUAAUACUAGCUCUUGGUCCACUUAUUGUUGAAACUGGCACAUCAGCUGAUUAGCAGGGUGUAGGAAUCUUUUUGUAGCACUGAGAGGUGCUUGAAUAUUCAUGGAUAUUUUCUUAUUUAAGCUCAUCAACUUGAUCCUUUAA